AUGAAAUGCUGCGGCCCUAAAUUGUCCCUUUGCGGACUUAUUAUUAGCGUUUGGGGCAUCAUUCAAUUGGGUCUCAUGGGAGUGUUCUACUACAUAAAAAGUGUAGCCCUAAUUGAAGAUUUGCCACUCGAGGAGCAUUAUCAUACACCACAAGAAUUCUAUGCAGCUGCCGAUAUUGCAUACACACAGAAUGCCUACAAUUGCUGGAUAGCCGCCUGCCUGUACAUCCUAACCCUGGUCAUAUCUGGUCAGCAGUUCUACGCCAAUAGUCGUUCAUCUGUAAAUUAAAACAUAAAAUCAACUCAACUGCAAUUGGACACAAAUUAAAUUAAAUUAAAAUUAAUAUAAAUUGUAUA
Molecule: messenger RNA, 356 nt
Organism: Ctenocephalides felis (cat flea)
Lineage: Eukaryota; Metazoa; Arthropoda; Insecta; Siphonaptera; Pulicidae
Product: ribonuclease kappa-like
Exons: 3
Coding region: 1-288 (95 amino acids)
Molecular function (GO): RNA endonuclease activity
Source: RefSeq, a predicted model, not a curated record